AUGAGCGCAGAAAAGGACGCGGCGGUUCCGACGCCACCCAUAUUCGUUCACACUCAAGAUUUGUUGGAGUCGCUGCUGUCGAACAAGGACAAACUGUCGAAACUCAAAGAUAGUCUCGAGCAAAAGGAGACGUACGAGCAGCAACUGCGCGAUCACCUCAACGCGAUCGACCGCGCAAACGCGAAGAAACGCGGCACGCUCGAUGCGCAUGAAAAUUUUGCGAAAACCGUCAACGAGAAAAACUCGCAACUGCGCGAAAGCGCUAGAAAAAUCAUCGACCACUGCAAAGCCGCCUACCACGACCGUAACGCCGUCGCGUCUCGUGUCGACGAACAACGAAGCAAGCUGGAAAAGUCGACGCGUAUGCAGAGUAGCCGAAACGACGCGUACGAAACGCGUAUCGAAGAACUGACCAGUUCGCUGAAGAAAAUCAUGGCCGAGAACAACCGAAAGAUGCGUGAGUCGAAUCUUAGGAAGUGUGAGGUUAGGAAACGCGCUAGUUUGGAGGCGGAGCUGAAACGUUUGGAGGACGAAGACGCCACUAUAGGGAGCGCCUUCGGCGACGUCAAUGCGGCCGCGUUGGAAAAAGAGCUCGAAGAGCUCGACGUUAAGUUGUCCGGGUUGAGGGACGAGAAAAGUCGAACGGAACGAUCAAUUAGCGAUUUCGACGUCGAGUGUGAAGCGACCCUUGCGAGGAAAAACGAUCUGGUUGGUGGCUUGCAACGAAAAAUUUGCGAUUUGGAAAACGAAGUGACUUCGCGUUCGAAGACUAACGACGAGUUGGCGAAACGCGGUACAGAAUUGUCGGAGGGCUUAAAAACUCUGUGUGCGCGUAAAGAAAGUUUAGAACGAGAAUUGAGUCAUACAGCUGCCACGUCAAAGUUGUUCGUAGAGGAAUCAGAGAGAACCAUCGCAUCGGCAGAAGCGGAAGCGAAUCAGAUUCGCAAAGAUGUCGGGGAAAGAAAAGCAGAAUACUGCGCUAUGGAGCAAGACAAAAGUCAGUUGCUCCAGGAAAUCGGACGGGUCGAAACCGAAACCGGCGAAGUAAACCAAGUGCUUACUGAAUUAAAAAGCGAAUUGCACGCUCUGCAAAAUACCCUCCGUUCGAUGGAAGAAACGGAAAUAGAAUUGAACGAGCGAUACGAUACGACGUUAGCCGAGAGCGAGCGUCUCGAAAGGCUCGCCGUCGAGAAACGUGAAAAUCAACGAGAACUGACCGAAAGAAUCGAAGCUCUGAUUCGCGACGAAGACGCGAUUAUCGCCGAGAUGACGAUCCGGUUCGAUGUCUCGAGGACGCAGCUCGAAAACGAAAUCGAACCGACGGAAUCGACGAAACGAAAUCUCGAACGCGAUAUCGAUGCGUUGGAAGCGCGUUUGAACGAAGCGAAGCUGAAGAAAGACGACCUGAACGCCGAAAGGGAGCGGAUCAAGGAAGAACUGAAGCGGGCUAACACGAAAUUCGACGAGACGUCGCAAUGCGCGAAACGCUUUUCCGCUCUGAUCGACGAGUCGCAGAACGCGAAAAAGGCCGAGGCGGAGCGAGCGCAAGCGAGCACGGAAUUCGUCAGUCCGCAGGUGGUCACCAAGCCGGUGAAGCGGCACAGUAAUUGGGACAGCGACAGCAGCAUCGAAGCCGAGGCGAUCAGGGACCUGCUGCGAAGGAAACAGAGGAAGGUUCGACCGCGUGUGAAUAAACCAGGAAAAUCCAAAGAAUAAUUGCGCACUGUCCACUUUUUCGCCACUUACUAGUCAUAGAUAUUAUUGUAAUUAAAAGUGUUGAAUUUUUUUCUUGCCUUUUAUAUCAAAUUUGCGCAAAAAAGGAUACUACAGAAGUAGACGAAUCAUUACUUAGUAAUUAUCACAUGUUGUUUUUGUUUUAGUU
Messenger RNA from Cylas formicarius (sweet potato weevil), 1882 nucleotides. RefSeq names its product paramyosin-like. The record is from RefSeq and is a predicted model, not a curated record. The transcript is spliced from 5 exons. The coding region runs from base 1 to 1716 and encodes 571 amino acids. Lineage: Eukaryota; Metazoa; Arthropoda; Insecta; Coleoptera; Brentidae.